Molecule: messenger RNA, 840 nt
Organism: Drosophila navojoa
Lineage: Eukaryota; Metazoa; Arthropoda; Insecta; Diptera; Drosophilidae
Source: RefSeq, a predicted model, not a curated record
GGAAUAUUCCUGAUGCUUCUGCUGGCCGCGGCCAGCUCAGCUAUGCCGCAGCGCCGCCAGCUGAAGAGCCAGCGUCAAGUGGAGCUAUCCAGCACGCCGUAUCCAGCGGCUGGCUUCCGGCCAAAGAUACCGUUCGAUCUGCCCAGCGAGAGGCAGCCCAAGCUGGAGGAGCCACUGGCCACGACAACCGCGCCAUCGGCCAAGACUGAGGUGGAAGACUUUGGCAUCACGGAGGAGCAAGCGACCACAACGGAGCUCUUGGAGCAGGAGGUGCAGGUGAAUGCACGCACACCGGCCAACACCUACGGAGCACCCGACCAGCCCGAAGACACCGUGGAGGUGGUGGCCCAGGCACCCGCUCGAGACUUUCAGCCACCCGUUCGCGAGGCUGCGCAGGAUUUUGCCGCUGUUGCCAUUGAUGGCAUUGCUGGUGAACAGCAGCCUGUUGCUGAUCUGCCUGCCCUGGACCAGCCCGAGACGACGCUGAGCGAGGAGCAGGAGGAGCUGUCCACCACCGAGAUUGCCCUCAAAGUGGCCGCCACACCCGCCAACACCUACGGAGCACCCAACACCCCCGCGCGCAGCUAUGGCGCACCCGAGCUAGAGGAGCUGGACAACGAACUGGAAACGGAGGAGUCACAGGUGGAGCUGGUCGAGGAGGCGGAGCAGGAGCUGAACGCGGCUGCCCUUGGUCUGUCCAGCGGCCGCCUCGUGCUGCUGCCCAUCAACGCCGCCGGCGCCCAGUUCGGCCGCCUCCUGCUCGCAGUGGAGCAGCCCCAGCAGCAGCCCCUCCGACGCCAGCGUGUGCGCAGCGAGCGACUCCGCUUGCGCCGCCACUAG